Messenger RNA from Anthonomus grandis grandis, 1291 nucleotides. Its product is annotated as phosphate carrier protein, mitochondrial-like. The record is from RefSeq and is a predicted model, not a curated record. Gene Ontology annotation, cellular component: mitochondrial inner membrane. The transcript has 9 exons. Lineage: Eukaryota; Metazoa; Arthropoda; Insecta; Coleoptera; Curculionidae. Gene Ontology annotation, molecular function: phosphate transmembrane transporter activity; nucleic acid binding. Bases 146 to 1213 code for a protein of 355 amino acids. Gene Ontology annotation, biological process: mitochondrial phosphate ion transmembrane transport.
AUGUUGGCGCCGAAAAUAAAAUAAAGAGAUGUCCCGCAAGUGACGCAGUCAUCAAUGUCAUUCUGUUCUUUCCACCUUUUUGCUGACGGUGGUGUGGUGUGCUAUUCUCAAUAAGCCGUCAAUAAAUUAUAGCUAAGAAUUCAGCAUGUUUUCAUCUCUUUUUCCCAAAGUUUGGUGUCAGGCGGCUGAAAGCACACCAGAACCAGCAGCACCUCAACAAGGUCUUGUUAAGUCUUUAGUCGCCGGAAGACAGAUUGCCGCCGCAGCCGUAGUUGAAGGUGACAGCUGUGAAUUUGGUUCAUUAAAGUACUUUGCCCUUUGUGGUUUGGGAGGUAUUCUGUCAUGUGGAAUUACUCAUACAGCUGUAGUUCCUUUGGAUCUUGUUAAAUGUCGUAUCCAAGUCGACCCUGCUAAAUAUAAAUCUGUAUUUAACGGGUUCAAAGUCACUCUUGCGGAAGAUGGCGCCAGAGGAUUGGCCAAAGGUUGGGCACCUACCUUCUUUGGAUAUUCUGCCCAGGGUUUAUGCAAGUUUGGCUUGUAUGAAGUCUUUAAAGUAUUUUACACCGAUGUUAUUGGAGAAGAAAACGCAUUCUUGUACCGUACAUGGCUUUACCUCAGUGCCUCAGCUUCUGCUGAGUUCUUUGCUGAUAUUGCUUUGUCUCCUAUGGAGGCUGCUAAGGUCAAAAUUCAGACUACGCCCGGAUUUGCUAACACCUUGAGGGAGGCUUGGCCUAGGAUUUAUAGAGAAGAAGGGAUGAAUGGUUUCUACAAAUCCCUUGUGCCACUUUGGAUGAGGCAAAUCCCAUACACCAUGAUGAAAUUCGCCUGCUUUGAACGUACUGUUGAAUUGUUAUACAAACACGUCGUUCCUAAACCAAGGGCCGAGUGUUCCAAAGGUGAACAGCUUGUUGUCACAUUUGCUGCUGGUUACAUUGCUGGUGUAUUCUGCGCUAUCGUAUCUCACCCUGCUGAUACAGUCGUCAGUAAAUUGAAUCAAGAAAAGGGAUCCACAGCCCUUGAAGCCGCCAAGAAAUUAGGUAUGGCUGGUUUGUGGAAGGGUCUAACUCCCAGGAUAGUCAUGAUUGGUACCCUCACCGCCCUACAGUGGUUUAUCUAUGACGCUUUCAAGGUUGCUAUGCGUAUGCCACGUCCACCACCACCAGAAAUGCCCGAAUCAUUGAAGAAAAAGCUGGCAGCCCAAGGAAAAUUGUGAAUGAGUCGAUAGAAAUAGACAAAUUUAUUUAAAUUUUUACGUAAUUAUUUAAAUUAAAAAUUCCAUUAUAAGUCAUAA